AUGCGCUACACAAUGGUGUCUCCGGUGGAACAAAGAACUUCACACCGUGUCAAGAGUGAGAUGCAUCUGGCAACCAGGUUUAGAGACACCAUCAAUGGCUUAAAGGGGCCGUCAGCCUUGAUGAACCUGAAAGGUCUGGACCUUGUGAACGGAUACAGCGUUGAGUAUAUGAACUGUGUCCUACAAGGUGUUGCAAAGCAGUUGACAGAAACAAUCCUAGCAAGUUCAAACUCUGACCAGCGCUUCUAUUCUGGUGCACCAUCAGCACUUUCCCGAAUAGAUGUACGGCUGUUGUCCAUCAAGCCACCUCACUGCAUUACAAGGCUACCACGGUCCAUUCAAGAAAGAAGCCAUUGGAAGGCAUCUGAAUGGAGAAACUGGCUCCUUUUUUAUGCUCUGCCUUGCCUUAACGACAUUCUGCAUCAAGAGUACUGGAGGCACCUUUCUAAGCUUUGUGAGGGUAUAUAUAUGCUGCUUCAAGAGGAACUCACCGUUCCUGAAAUUGACAAAGCCGAGUCUCUUCUGAAGAACUUCGUGUCAAGGUGUGAAGCAUUAUAUGGUAUGGAAUUCAUGACGUAUAAUGUCCAUGCACUCCUCCACCUUGGAAACUGUGCUCGUUCCCUUGGGCCCCUUUGGGAACAUUCUGUCUUUGUUUUUGAAGGGGGCAAUGGCACCAUUCUGCAGCAGAUUUCUGCAGUUAAGGGCCUUCCGGACCAAAUUGUAGAACGUGUCAUCAUGUUCCAGCAGCUACAGCGUGUGCUUGCAAGUCCACUUCUAUCUUCUGAAUAA
This is a messenger RNA of Dermacentor silvarum, 789 nucleotides long. RefSeq lists its product as uncharacterized. Lineage: Eukaryota; Metazoa; Arthropoda; Arachnida; Ixodida; Ixodidae. Bases 1 to 789 code for a protein of 262 amino acids. The record is from RefSeq and is a predicted model, not a curated record. The transcript has 4 exons.